AUGGUCAACUUGGCCCGGUUAGUUGCCAGCGCCACUCACCUCAUCGAGAGUGAGGUGGAGGCGCAGCGAAGCAACGACUUACAUGCAGCCUCCGCGAUCAAGCCAGUCUGCACAGAGCCCUACUGCGGCGGCUUCUGGUGGGCCCAGCGGCCCAAGAGUCCCAAGAUCGAGCUCGCAGAGGAGAAGGAGAAGGAGCGCGAGCCAGUCCCGGUGGACUUCCCAGACGUCUCCUUCUAUCCGGCCUUUGAUCCACCCAUCGCUUCGCAAGUCCAACUGCAGCGGGCCAACCGCGGAUACUACGACCGGUGGAACGUGCCCAACGCCAUCACUCUGACCAUCGACUCCAUGCGCGACUUGAAGUUCUUCGUGCACGAAGUGCUCAACAACUUCAUGCGCGUGCAGGAGGACGCGGGACUUGGCCAUCCAGAACGGGUUGUACGCCAAGGCUUACAGCUGAUCAGCUGGAAGCCUGCCGGCGGCAGGCUGCAUGUCACGCCUUUCCUCGGCAGCAAGCGCGAGAUAAUGACAUCCUCCUUGCCCAUUCGCCUUACUUUUGGUGGCAAGCCGACGACGCCAAAAGAAGGAGGGUUGGAGCCUGAAGUCCCGGAUGCACCAGACUACGGUCGGUACCUGCGAGAAGAGGACUUGCCACAGCAGCCCAUCGUCAUGCCGGUGAAGCGCCUGGACUUUGUGCUCCAUCGCCGGCAAACAGAUCACCACCCGAUGUUCGAAGAGCCGCCAGUGCCGGAAGAGGUGAAGCUGGAGCGGGAGCUAGUCGCAAUCCACACCAGUGACACGGCGAACUCCCCUCGUCCAGGAGCGAACGCGAGGGCAACCCAGGCUGGCCUCUCGCAGGCGAGGUGA
This is a messenger RNA of Symbiodinium natans, 864 nucleotides long. Lineage: Eukaryota; Dinophyceae; Suessiales; Symbiodiniaceae. The record is from the annotation of a GenBank genome assembly.